AGACGCAACACCAAGAAAGAGGGGUGGCGUGGGUGUUGGGGUGGCGUUGAGGUGAAGCUACAGGGAGCGAGGGAGGGAGAGAGAUCUUGAAAUUACGUGGAGAGUAUUGGAGUUAAGCAUGACAUUUUCUCCAAAAAUCCGCCUUACGUUGAGUACAAAGCUUGUUUACAAGUCACCUCAAAGUUUCCUCCCUUUGUCCCUUUGUCCGUUAAUCUCUCUCUUUUUCUCUAUCUUUCUUACGUUGUUAACUCACCCCUGCUGUCCUCAUCUGCACUCUGCCUCUACCUCACGGCCCUCCUGAGGCCUUUCAAGAAUUGUGAAAUUUCACGUUUAUUUCUUCCCACAAAGUUUCCACUCAUAUUUCUUCUCGUGAUUAUUUUUUCGCAACUUUUCUUCAUUAAUUCUGGGGGUGCCUAUGAAUUCGAGGAGGCAUUUGUUGCUGUUUUUAUUGUUGAUCGAGUUGAUAUGUGCGGUGAAGGGCAAUGUGGUUUUUAAAGUUCAACAUAAAUUUGGAGGCCGUGGGAAGGGCGUGGAGGCUUUGAGGGCUCUCAAGGCUCAUGAUUCUGGCCGCCAUGGCCGACUGCUGUCAGCCGUUGAUUUUCAGUUAGGCGGCAAUGGGAAGCCUACAGAUGCAGCGCUGUAUUACACCAAGAUUUCUAUUGGGUCUCCUCCGAAUGACUAUUAUGUACAGGUCGAUACAGGAAGUGACAUUCUCUGGGUGAAUUGUAAAGACUGUGAUCGGUGUCCUACAAAAACUGACCUUAAUAUACCCUUGAAUCAGUAUGACAUAACGGCCUCUUCAACCGGCAAGAAAAUAAUGUGCGAUCAAGAGUUUUGCAAAACUGUGUUCACUGGUCCGAGUUCAGAUUGCAAGGUUGGAAUGGCCUGUGAAUAUGGCAUCACUUAUGGUGACAAGAGUAAAACUGAGGGCUUUUUUGUCAAUGAUUACAUCAGACUUGAUCAAGUGUCAGGAAACCUUCAAACGACAAUCAUGAAUGGGUCAAUAGCAUUUGGGUGUUCAACUAAACAAUCUGGAGAUUUAGAUUCAUCCUCUCAAGCAGUUGAUGGAAUAAUAGGUUUUGGACAAUUGAACACAUCCGUUCUUUCACAGCUUGCUUUGUCUAAAAAGGUGAAAAAGGUAUUUUCACAUUGCCUGGAUGGAAGAAUUGGAGGUGGCAUAUUUGCUAUUGGAGAAUUGGCACAGCCAAAAGUAAAUUCAAUACCACUAGUCAAAAACGAGGCGCACUACAAUGUUCUUAUGAAGGCAGUUGAUGUGGGUGGUCAAUCUCUAGACCUUUCAACUGAUUUUUUGGGCUAUGAUACCAGUGGAGAUACGAUUAUCGACAGUGGUACAACUUUGGCUUAUCUUCCAUCUGGGCUUUAUAAUCAGGUUAUUGAAAAGAUGAUGGUACAGCAACCUGAUUUGCAAACUCAUUCAGUCGAGGAGCAGUUCAAAUGCUUUUGGUAUAACGGGAAUGUUGAUGAUGGAUUUCCAGUCGUCACUUUUCAUUUUCAGGGCAAAAUUCUUUUGGCAGUUUAUCCCCAUGAUUAUCUGUUUGAAGUUCGUGAUAACGAGUACUGUAUUGGUUGGCAAAGUAGUGGAAUGCAGUCAAGAGAUGGAAAGGAAUUGACUUUGUUAGGGGAUAUUGUAUUAUCAAACAAGAUUGUUCUGUAUGACCUCGAAAAUCAGACCAUUGGAUGGACAGACUACGACUGCUCUUCAAGCAUCAAGGUGAUAGAUGAUGUCUCAGGGAACAUAUAUUCUGUGAGCGCCCAUGAUAUUACUUCGUGUUCCAGUCUGAUUAAAGCGAGUGUUCUGCCGAUUGUUUUGUUAAUAGCCAUCCUGCUGAAUUCGAUAGAAUGAUCUCUUGGUAAGAUAUCAGUUGUUGCUCAACUGAUCCUACUUGAGGAUCCGUGUUCUGCUGCUCAAUUGAAGAAUGUUCCUCUUGAAAUCUUGCAAACCGGGUGAAUAUAAAAAUGGUCAGGCCAGAGCUAUGUAUUAGAAAUCAGUAGGCCGAUUUGUGAAAUGUAAUUCUCAAGUUAUAUUCAAUGGACGAUCACAGCAAACUGUUUUUGUAUUAAUAAAAUGAACAAAAAUUGAAUGACA
This is a messenger RNA of Olea europaea var. sylvestris, 2107 nucleotides long. Its product is annotated as aspartic proteinase-like protein 2. Bases 416 to 1864 code for a protein of 482 amino acids. The record is from RefSeq and is a predicted model, not a curated record. NCBI's taxonomy places the organism in Eukaryota, Viridiplantae, Streptophyta, Magnoliopsida, Lamiales, Oleaceae. Gene Ontology annotation, biological process: proteolysis. Gene Ontology annotation, molecular function: aspartic-type endopeptidase activity. The transcript has 10 exons.